Colletotrichum higginsianum IMI 349063 is the source of this 852-nucleotide messenger RNA. Its product is annotated as oxidoreductase domain-containing protein. Bases 1 to 852 code for a protein of 283 amino acids. The transcript has 2 exons. Gene Ontology annotation, biological process: peptidyl-proline hydroxylation to 4-hydroxy-L-proline. Gene Ontology annotation, cellular component: endoplasmic reticulum. The record is from RefSeq and is a predicted model, not a curated record. Gene Ontology annotation, molecular function: L-ascorbic acid binding; iron ion binding; procollagen-proline 4-dioxygenase activity. Lineage: Eukaryota; Fungi; Ascomycota; Sordariomycetes; Glomerellales; Glomerellaceae.
AUGCCAAAGAAACCGCAGAAGACGUCCUACACUUCCAAUGACGUCGCCGUCCCCGCCGACUUCCUCUCCAGGCCGCCGCCCCCCGGCGCGCCGCCCGUGACUCUGAGAAAGAUCGACUGGUCCGCGACGCCGCUGCCAGAGAACGGGCCGCGCUACGCCGCCGUGAUCGACAACGUGCUCACCGCCGACGAGUGCGCGCGGCUGGUCCGCAUGGCCGAGGACAGCGCGAAGGGCCGCGGCGACGCGGGCGACGAGCCGUGGCAGCCGGCCAUGGUGAACAUCGGGCCCGGGUGGGAGGUGCUCGAGCCGCACUACCGGAACAGCGACCGCAUCAUCUGGGACCAGCAGGAGGUCGUCGACCGGCUGUGGGCGCGGUGCCGGCUCGCUCCCGGGCUGGAGGACCAGCUGAAGGAGGUGGCCGGCGUGGGGAAGACGAGAAAGGGGGAGGAGACGCGGUGGGUGUUUAACCGGUUCAACAAGCGGAUGAGGUUUCUGAGGUACCAAAAGGGGCAAUUUUUCAGGCCACAUUGCGACGGCCCCUACGGCGAAGAGGGCGCGGACGGGACCGUCUUCCGCACGUGGCACACCGUCCAUCUCUACCUCAACGACUCAGCGGCCGAGGUCGGGCCAGAGAGGUCGGACCUCGUGGGGGGCGCGACGACGUUCCUGUCGGGCGACGAGAAGCGGCGGGUCGACGUCGACCCGCGGGCCGGCAGGGUACUCAUUUUCCAGCACGCGGGACUGUACCACUGCGGCGACGACGUCGUCGAGGGGACCAAGCUCACCAUGAGGACCGACAUCCUAUACGAGCUGGUGAGAACCAAGAUCGAGACGGGUCGUCAGGGUCGGUAA